AUUGUUGUGAAUAUGGGCUGGAAUCAAGAAAAGAAAGCGUGGAUGCAUAAACAUUAAAAUACUUCCUUUUUACAUACAAGCAUAUGUGUGACAAAUAAUUCAUUCUAAUGUGUAUAUGUUUGUAUGUUGUGACAUGUUUCGGGCGUGUGAACUCAAUUGCCGUAAUCAUAACAAAUUUAGUCACAUUUUGAUUCAGUCACACAUUUCUGCACUCAAUUCUUCAACUAAGAAAAUUAUGUUAUACUAAAAUGACUCGCUAAGUGUUUAUUAUGCCAUUAAGGCACGAUAAUCUGUCGUAUAUUAGCUUGUUAGCUCGAGUUUCCACACUCACAUACACAUUUGUGAUGAGAAUAUAUAUUUUAUCUUAGGAAAUUCCGUGUCUCCGUAUUAUCGCAGAAUUUCAGGCAUAUAUGUUCAUAGGUUGAUUUCCACACUAAGAUUCGGCACACAGUGAGGUGUAUGUGUGCCAAAAUAUACAAUUUCGGGUCUCAAUGUAAUGCUCAACUCUACACUUGGUUUACAGAUCUUUUCGGCUGUCGCGUGAAUCGAGUGUGUGCCUACGACUUCGUGCUGGCUUAAUGAUGUUCAUUCUUGUUUAUUCCAACAAUUAUAUGAUUUAAUAAUUAGGUUCUGCAGAAAACCCUAGGCUCGAGAGAAAGUUCCAUCUAAUGCCUAGAAAACAUGCAUUUAUUAAUUAUUGAGCGAAGAUUCAUCAAGACAAGAGCAAAAUUUGUUGCGUUUAGCGUAGAAAUGUCAAGUGAUCUUCUAGUAGCAUUGUGCAAGAGUAGUCGAGCUGCAAAUUAUUUAUUUAAAAUAUUUUGCCAUUCUAGAUUUAGUCUUCUAAUUCAAAAGUGUUACUUUCUAUAUCAAAUUUUUCUAGCUACAAAUUAAUAGAGAUGAGCUUGCAUUUCACCUUUGAGCCAUUUUUUUUUUAAUAUUUAAUCAAUGACAUACCAUUUAGAGAUACUCUAUCGCUUGUAUAUAUGUAUGUAACAUAUAUGCAUUCAAGACAUAGAAAUGCUGAUGAUUUUCCAUCGCAUUAUGGUUUUUGGGUCAAGACGGAAAACGUCAACAAUUUGACACAUAAAAACAGAAUGAUUGUAAGAUGCAUAACAAACUGGCAAAAUAACUGCAUUAGAUGCAAACCAAUUUGCCAAUUAGUGACAUUAAACCUGCAUUGACGGUAAAUAAUUUUCAAUUAUUUUCAAAAAACUAUUAUACGCUUAGGUUUAGUUUUGUGUUAGAAUAUUUUUAUACUUAGGGGAGCAAAUUUGAGUCAGGAAUCAGUUCUGCUUGUAGAAAAACUUUCUGUUCUUCCCAUGGCUGAUCCUAUAAUUGAUCAAUUAUUUUAGUCGAAUCUUCUGGAGAACGCCAUUCGUGUCUGCUUGGAGCUCCAAGGACAUUAUGAUACGUUAAUUCCUUUACCUCCACCAAUAGAAUUAGACGUUUCAAUGUUUAUAUCGAGCGCAAAUACUCGGUAGUAAAAUUUUCAACAUAACCCCAAAGGUAUGUUCGUGCUGCUAUUUUCACACUUCGUUGUUCUAGUGUUAAGGCGAAAACGAAAGUGAGUCUCUAAAGACUUCGAGAACACAUACAAUUGAAAGUUGAGUUUUUCUAAGUCCCAUGCACUCGUGUGUGUCUAUUAUUUAAUUCAUAACUUUAUCGCUGCCAUCACCGCCAUUCAAAUCCAAUUAUGUUUAUUUUUAACGCCUUCGUCUUGAUUACUGUCUGCGAUUCUACGGUACUGAGGCACAUAGCUCGAUAGCUGAUGAAGAAGUUGACUUUAUGCUAAUGAUUUAGAGCAGUGCUAGAACACGAAACGAACUUUGAUUAGCUGAAAUGGAUGCAUGCACGAAAAGUGGCAAAUUAUGUGGUCACAGCGGCGUGGAAAAUUUACAAUUGCCACAACAUGCACGGUAUGUCUAGUAGCGGAGGUGAUGCUGCAAUAUGCAGUGGUCCGGCCCCCGAGGCUUUAAAAACCUUAAUUCCUCUGGCUGUGCCACAGUAGUGCGGUAACACUGAAGCGUGGAGCUUUAACUGUGGAAGCUUUGGAAAGUGAACGCAUACAUUCGCAAUCCUUUAGUGCGGCCUAGAUGCAUAGCAAGGUGAUCGCAAUCCUUACACACAUACUGAAGGCGAUACGCAGUUCAACAGCAUAUUUGCAAUAUUUGCAUAGCAUAGUUUACUAGAAAUCGAAAAGUGUUUAUAUAAGUGCGUAUGCAACAACAACUUGCGUCUCCAGAAGUCAAAGAAUUCAUUAACCUAACGUUAUUUUAGUCUCACCUCAAGUAGUGAGCAGUGCAAUAAAUUCACAGUGCCGACUUAUUGCAAUUAUUUUGCAUUGCAAUAUUUAUUUACACACACACACAAAAGAGAGCACAAACGUGGAAAUUAUUUUUAGUCGGUUCUAGGAAUAACCGUUCUUAUCAGCCUUUAAUACAAAUUUCACAAUACGGAAAAUACGAAAUGCGCUUCAAAUCGAAAAUAGCAAUUUUGAGUCUAUCGGUGGUGCUGAGCUGCUGCCUGUGGACGCACAGUGAAGCAAAAAUGCUGACGAGAUGCCAACUGGCUAAGGAAUUGUUGGCUCAUGAUUUUCCAAGAAGUUAUCUCUCAAAUUGGGUGUGUCUGGUGGAGAAUGAAAGCGGCCGAAGUACUUCAAAAGUUAUGCAAUUAGCAAAUCACAGUGUGAGCUAUGGACUUUUUCAGAUAAACAAUAAAAAUUGGUGUCGAAAAGGUCGAAAGGGCGGAAUAUGCAAUAUAAAAUGUGAAGAUUUUUUGAAUGAUGAAAUCUCCGAUGAUUCCCGUUGUGCCAUGCAAAUUUUCAACAGACACGGCUUUCAGGCUUGGCCCGGAUGGGUCAAUAAAUGUCGUGGACGUACGCUGCCCGACGUCUCCAGGUGCUGAGCACACCCAUUACACCUAUCUGCCGUUAUACGUUUGUGCGCUUGUUGCUGAGAGAGAAUGUUAGAGCCCGCCACUGGUGGCCCUUCAAAAGGUUGCAGCCACGCUUUGCGGCUAUAUGUAACAAGGACAUCUAAUGCGAGAAUUUGAGUGCAUACGAGCACAUAGUAUAAACAUAUAUAUAUAAUGAGAAAUAAUGACUUUUUAUACAAACAAACGAUUUACCCUUAAGCUUCACAUGGCAUACAAGUCAACCACAUCAAUUGCUUUCGAAUUUGCGAUGAAGAAUGCGCUUACAAAUUUACACCUACAAACACACAUGCCUACACAUAUACGUACAUAAUAAUUAUGCUAAGUAAAAAUUAUUAAAUUAUUUCUAAGUUUUAUAAAUUCGAUUUUAAGUAGCGGAAAUUGGCUCAAUAAAUUAUGUCAUAAAUACAUACAUACAUAUACAUAAAUGAAAUUUGUAUUUAAAACUAUUUGUUAGAAAAAAAGCAACACUGUGGGGUAUUACAAAAGCAAUUUGAAGCAAUUUUGUAUGAUAAUGUCAAGUAAACAGUAGCUCAAAAUGUAUUUAUAAUGAUUUUUUAUUUUUAUCUUCAACACUCUGAAAUAUUUUUCUCAUAGAUUUUGAAGAAAUAUAACUCUAAUUAAAUUAAAACAAAAUGUAUAUGUAAAUAGCAUAAUAUCAUAUACUUCUACUAAGCAUAUUCAAGAGCGCUUAAAUAAGGGGAGGAUAAGUACAGGCAUUUAAAAAAAUAAAAUCAAUCAACUAUGUAAAAAUAUGCGCUUAACGCUUCGCUGGACGCUAAUUGGUAUGCAGAAGUGUCGUCAACUUACAACUUCCGUUUUAGCGUAUUUAUUGUUUUUGUUUUGCAAA
This is a messenger RNA of Bactrocera oleae (olive fruit fly), 3781 nucleotides long. RefSeq names its product lysozyme. Gene Ontology annotation, molecular function: lysozyme activity. The record is from RefSeq and is a predicted model, not a curated record. Lineage: Eukaryota; Metazoa; Arthropoda; Insecta; Diptera; Tephritidae.